UCCCCAAGUUUAUUCACAAGAAGAAGCGAAUGAAGGGCGUAUUGGAGGAUCGACUGAUACAUGAAUGCCUCAAUAUCAUUCUCGAACCACUCAAGCAGGCCGCUCAACGUGGUGUCAUGCUGUCUGAUCCUACCGGACACAGUCGGUAUUGCUUCACCACUCUCGCGAGCUAUAUCGCUGACACCCCCGAGGCCAUGAUGCUGGCAACUGUUGGUGGAAAAAACGUCGCCAGUGACGAUGUGUUCUUUGACCACGAUGCCCAAUGGCUCAUUAACGCUGUUGGAGAUUCCGAAAUUGAUUUCCGAUUUUCAGUGUUGCAGCCCAUCACCGGUCAUCGGCGUUUUCAUGGUGGCAUCUCCAAGCUGAAACAAGUCACCGGUCGCUUGCGGAUGCAGCACCUGCUGGUGUCCAUUGCUGCUUUACGGGCGCUCAUGCAGUUCCGAUAUCUCGUACAGUCGCCGCGCAUUGAUGAGGAAGAUCUCGGGCGCAUCUCACGUGCACUAAAUGAGUUCCACGCAAACAAGGAUGCAAUCAUUGCUGCCGGGGUUCAUCAGGGGAAGGGUAAUAGAGUCAUCAACAACUUUUACAUCCCCAAGCUGGAGCUAAUGCCAUAUGGUCUGCCGACAUCACUGAACACGCCCACAUUACAGAGAUCAAAGACCCCGCUAGAUCGAGCAAUAACAACAAUUAUGACACACAAAUUUGUUGAUACCUCGAUUGCGCCGAAAAGUGUCGUCGUUUUGAGCUCGCUACCGGCCUGUUGGAUUCACGAGCAGAGGGUUGAGGAAGAGGGGUUGGACUUGGAUGCUGAAGAGAUCGACAUUGACGUCGACACACAAGAUAAUCCCAUUGACCCAACCCGACACCCACACCAAAUUACGAAUUAUUUCAGCAUCACUGUUGAUGAAGUCGCUAUCACAUUCGGCUUACCAGAUCUACGACAAGCCAUAGCUGAUUUCCUUCAACGUGAGGCAACUUAUGGACAACGGCAUGUUCAUGCAAUAGGUGGCCCUAGAAGGGCUGGACCUGGUGCCGUCCUCCCAUUUGACAAAGUUCAAGUCUGGUUUAAAAUUCGCUUGCAAGAGAUGGAUUUACAUGACACUCACGCCAUCAAACCAGCUCAGACGCUAAACUUUGCACCACCAAAUGACCCGUGGAUCUUGGGCCACUAUGAUACAGUCAUUGCCGAGACCAGUGCGGGCUUCUCAUGGCCCAGUAGUCGUCUUUCAGGUCACACAAUCACGCAGAUUAGACUCAUUAUGCGACCCAUUGGCAAGAGUGGUUUACUAUGGUCUUGGAAGGAUCGGUUCCUCACAUAUGUUCAAUGUUUUGAUCUCUCAAAUGAUCGCGAUCCAACAACCACCUUCAUAUACUCAAGCGAGCGAAACACUCAAAUGGAAACCGGAUGGGCGAUGUUAUUCCGUUAUCUCAAUUGA
Messenger RNA from Suillus clintonianus, 1436 nucleotides. RefSeq lists its product as uncharacterized. Lineage: Eukaryota; Fungi; Basidiomycota; Agaricomycetes; Boletales; Suillaceae. The record is from RefSeq and is a predicted model, not a curated record. The transcript is spliced from 6 exons. The annotation marks the transcript as partial.